Molecule: messenger RNA, 909 nt
Organism: Penicillium samsonianum
Lineage: Eukaryota; Fungi; Ascomycota; Eurotiomycetes; Eurotiales; Aspergillaceae
Product: lytic polysaccharide monooxygenase
Exons: 1
Coding region: 1-909 (302 amino acids)
Source: RefSeq, a predicted model, not a curated record
AUGAAGUCCUUCACCUCCGCUCUGGCUUUCGCCAGCAUCGUCUCCUUGGUCAACGGCCAUGGCUUCGUCACCAGCCCGAAAGCCCGCCAGCCCGGUACCGCAAUGGGAGCCGCCUGUGGCCAGCAAGUCCUGUCCAACCAAGGCUCCGACAAGUACGGCAACAUCCAAGGCGAGCUGCAAAUCGCCUCCAACCAGAACGACUACAAAGCCGCCGAGUGCGAUAUCUGGCUUUGCAAGGGCUACAAGUUCGCCGACAACAAGGACAACGUCCAGUCGUACAAGGCUGGCGAGAAAGUCGACUUCACCGUCGACAUCCGCGCCCCCCACACCGGUGUCGCUAAUGUCUCUGUCGUCGACACUUCUUCCAACAAAGUCAUUGGCACACCCCUGAUCUCCUGGGAUGUCUAUGCGUCCACCGCCACCGGCGUCAAAUCCGACGAGACCAGCUUCAGCGUCACCAUCCCCGACGAUCUCGGAAGCCAGUGUGUCACCGCCGGUGACUGUGUGCUGCAGUGGUACUGGUUCGCCGAGUCAAUUGACCAGACCUACGAGUCGUGUAUCGACUUCACUCUCGGUGGAUCUGGUGGAUCUGGUGGCUCUGCCCCGGUUGCGUCGUCGAAGGCGUCGUCCACUUCCAGCGCUACGGAUAUUGCUGUUACUACGGCCCCAACUGGCGCUGUUCAGACCCCGACUACAGCUGCUCAGCCUACUUCAUCCACUACAGUUGCUGCCCAGCCUACUACUUUCGCCACCACUGCCCGUCAAUCGGCUACUUCUGCCGCGUCGCAAGUCCCUACCGCCAGCGCUGAACCCUCCGCUAGCGCUUCGGCCCUGCCUUUCCCCACUGAUAGUGCUUCGGAUGUCUUGGCCUGGAUCCAGGCCAUGCUCACCAACUUGGUGGGUAACUAA